CCUCUGCAAUCGAUGCAACCGAAGUGGGCGGAGAGAGAGUCAGCGAGCAGUUUGAACCGUGUUUGAGUGCGGGCGGAAAUAUUAUAAUAACAGCGUUCUUGUCAGGGAAAGGAUACUGUAACUGUGGGAAACUCAAACAAAAAAUUGAAAGAACGGAGUAUUUAAAUCAAACUCGAACCUAAAGUAAACGCUGUUUUUACCUGAGUCGAUGACGCGAAGCCGGUUCUGGCGCUAAGUAAACCGCUCCGUCCCGCCUAGCUAACCGCUAGUUAGCCUAGAAGCUAACAUUACAGCUAGCAGUGACACGGAGCGGCUAAUCUCCAACACAAAGGACGACUUUGCGUGUCUCUGUCUUUGCCAUUCCGAAUCCUCCGCCGUAUGAGGACUGAGCCUCCUGGACAGGCUGAUCAUGGGGACAGGGAAACGCUCAGACAAGGGUCCUGCCUGCUGGAAGAGGAGGGUAAAGUCUGAGUACACCAGGCUUCGGCAGAUGAAACGCUUCAGACGGGCAGACGAGGUCAAGAUGGAGGGAGUUGGUGAUCAGCAUCUGACCUGCAGCUGGAAAAUUGGUAUGUUCAACUCCAACCGCCAAAAAAUCAUGGAGAGAACGGACAUCCUGAACCAGGAGUGGAAGACCAGGCGGAUCCAGCCCAUUCACAUCAUGACUCCAGUCAGCUCUCGAGGGACUCGAGAGUGCACAGUGGACAGUGGUUUCCCAGAGUUCUCCAGACAAGUUAUCCCCUUGAAGACCCUGAACGCUGUUGCGUCGGUUCCUGUCAUGUACUCGUGGUCGCCGCUGCAGCAGAACUUCAUGGUGGAAGAUGAGACGGUGCUGCACAACAUUCCUUACAUGGGAGAUGAGAUCCUGGACCAGGACGGCACUUUCAUUGAAGAGCUGAUCAAAAACUAUGAUGGAAAAGUCCAUGGGGACAGAGAGUGUGGCUUCAUCAACGAUGAGAUCUUUGUGGAGCUGGUUAACGCUCUGGUGCAGUACAGUGAUAAUGAGGACGACGAAGACGACGACGAGCAGGACUACAAGGUGGAAAAGAUGGAAUUGUGUGACGGCAAAGACCACACAGAGGAUCCGUGCAAGGAUGGACACAGUAACGAGAGCCGAACCAACAGUGACGGCAGCAAGAAGUUUCCCUCAGACAAGAUUUUUGAAGCCAUCUCCUCCAUGUUCCCUGACAAGGGCUCCCCGGAGGAGCUCAAAGAGAAGUACAAAGAGCUGACGGAGCAGCAGCUGCCCGGCGCUCUGCCGCCUGAGUGCACGCCCAACAUCGAUGGGCCGAACGCUCGCUCCGUGCAGCGCGAACAGAGCCUGCACUCCUUCCACACGCUGUUCUGCAGACGCUGCUUCAAAUACGACUGCUUCCUGCACCCUUUUCACGCCACUCCAAACACGUACAAGCGCAAGAACUUGGAGAACCUGGUGGAGAGUAAGCCCUGCGGCAUGGACUGCUACAUGUAUCUCGUACAGGACGGGAUGGUUCGGGAGUUUCCUGGAGGUGUUGUUGCAGAGCGGCCCAAGACGCCGUCCAAACGCUCCGUGGGUCGCCGCCGCGGACGACAGCCCAACAGCAACAGCAGCUCCCGACCCAGCACCCCCACCAUUUCCUCAGAAACCAAAGAUGCAGACAGCGACCGCGAGGACGGCAAAGAAGACGAGCGAGACAACGAUAAAGACGACGAAGACAAGAAGGACGAGAACACCAGCAGCUCAGAGGGGAACUCGCGCUGUCAGACUCCAGUGAAGAUGAAGCUGACGGCUGAAGCAGAGGCGGUGGAGUGGAGCGGCGCCGAAGCGUCUCUGUUCAGGGUUCUCAUCGGGACGUACUACGAUAACUUCUGCGCCAUCGCACGGCUCAUCGGCACCAAGACCUGCAGACAGGUUUAUGAGUUCAGGGUCAAAGAGUCAGCCAUCAUCGCUCGAGCUCCUGCUGAAGACGAGGACACGCCCCCGAGGAAGAAGAAGAGGAAACAUAGACUCUGGGCUACUCACUGCAGGAAGAUCCAGCUGAAGAAAGAUGGAUCAUCCAAUCACGUGUACAACUACCAGCCAUGUGACCACCCUCGGCAGCCCUGUGACUCCUCCUGUCCGUGUGUCACCGCACAGAACUUCUGUGAGAAGUUCUGCCAGUGCAGCUCCGAGUGCCAGAACCGUUUCCCAGGUUGUCGGUGCAAAGCCCAGUGCAAUACCAAGCAGUGCCCGUGUUACCUGGCAGUGAGAGAGUGCGACCCGGACCUCUGUCUGACCUGCGGCGCCGCAGACCACUGGGACAGCAAGAACGUGUCCUGCAAGAACUGCUCCAUCCAGAGAGGAGCGAAGAAGCACCUGCUGCUCGCCCCCUCAGACGUGGCCGGCUGGGGCAUCUUCAUCAAAGAGCCGGUCCAGAAGAACGAGUUCAUCUCCGAGUACUGUGGAGAGAUCAUCUCCCAGGACGAAGCAGACCGCAGAGGGAAGGUCUACGACAAAUACAUGUGCAGCUUCCUCUUCAACCUCAACAACGAUUUUGUGGUUGAUGCCACGAGGAAAGGAAACAAAAUUCGCUUCGCCAACCAUUCGGUCAACCCCAACUGCUAUGCAAAGGUGAUGAUGGUGAACGGGGAUCACAGAAUCGGCAUCUUUGCCAAGAGAGCCAUCCAGACCGGAGAGGAGCUCUUCUUUGACUACAGGUACAGCCAGGCAGACGCUCUGAAGUACGUGGGGAUCGAGCGCGAGAUGGAGAUCGCCUGAUCCCGACCCCUCCCUCUGUGGCUCUGCAACACAAAGGCCUUAACAACAACACAAUCACUUCAGGAAAACCGGCUGCUCCUCCAAACUCCGCUCUCUUCAGGAACACUGGGAAUAUUUGGACUUCUCGUCUUUUUCCUCUCCUGUGGGGCUCUUGGGCUGGUGAAUGUUCUCAAACAUCUCCCAAAUGUCGGCACAGGAAGGACGCAACCCCCCUCCCCCGAUCUUCAGGGACCAAAGUCCUCCAGCAGAACCGUUUGUCUUCUUUCUUCUUCUCAGAUCUGAGUUCUUUUAUCUUCCUCUGAUGCUCUGCUGGGUUUCCCAUCAUGCCUUGCUCUGUUAAACCUGCUUUGAUCAUCCAUCUGCAUCUGGUUCUGGUUCUUCAUUCUGGAACCAGAUCCAGCAGGUGAGGGAAGUUUUGAUGGGAACAUGCCAGCAUGUCGCUCGUGUCCUGAACAAUCACCGUGUUACCUGGACCAGACCCCCCCACCCCUCGGUGCUUCGACCAGCUCACUGCCUCUUCAGGAUGUCAGACGGGAGCCUCAGAGCGUUCCUGUCCUCUGGUGCUCGUAGAACCUCCGACAGCUCAGCAGCACCAGCUUCAAUCCUCUGCUGACAAACGCGUUCUUCUGCAUCUGUAAGUUGUGAACUCGGCUGGAGACUUCAGGGCUUCACGUGGUGCUUCUUCACUGGCAGCGUUCUGCUCCCGUCUGGGAAACGUGUCGCUCCGAGAGGUUCCUCUUCCAGAUGCUGUCAGACCUCCAUCUGUCUGAUCACAGGUGCUGAUUACUGUUUACAGGGAUUUUUGUUUGUUCAAAGUGAUGCAGAAUAAAAUAUUGUGGAACAUUGA
Oryzias melastigma (Indian medaka) is the source of this 3584-nucleotide messenger RNA. RefSeq names its product enhancer of zeste 2 polycomb repressive complex 2 subunit (gene ezh2). The coding region runs from base 410 to 2737 and encodes 775 amino acids. Lineage: Eukaryota; Metazoa; Chordata; Actinopteri; Beloniformes; Adrianichthyidae. Gene Ontology annotation, biological process: chromatin remodeling. The transcript is spliced from 20 exons. The record is from RefSeq and is a predicted model, not a curated record. Gene Ontology annotation, molecular function: protein binding; histone H3K27 methyltransferase activity.